This is a messenger RNA of Jaculus jaculus (lesser Egyptian jerboa), 1353 nucleotides long. Its product is annotated as sperm motility kinase Y-like. The coding region runs from base 1 to 1353 and encodes 450 amino acids. The record is from RefSeq and is a predicted model, not a curated record. NCBI's taxonomy places the organism in Eukaryota, Metazoa, Chordata, Mammalia, Rodentia, Dipodidae. Gene Ontology annotation, biological process: intracellular signal transduction; protein phosphorylation. The transcript has a single exon. Gene Ontology annotation, cellular component: cytoplasm. Gene Ontology annotation, molecular function: protein serine/threonine kinase activity; ATP binding.
AUGACAACAAUAGAAAUGCAAUAUGAGUUUCUCAGGAUCAUCGGCUACGGAGGAUUUUCCCAGGUCCAACUUGCCUGCCACCGCCUGACGGGAACACAGGUUGCAAUUAAAAUUACGCCAAGAAGAGGCCCCGCAUCACGAGUGGUUGCUAGAGAAAUUGACAUCAUGAAGAAGCUACAUCACCCCAACAUCAUCAAAUUGUAUCAAAUUUCCAGGAGUCUGAAGUAUGCAUACAUAAUCAUGCAAUUCGCAGAGGGAGGGGAUCUGCAUGAUCACAUUUGCCAGACUGGGACCCUGGAGGAGGGGGAGGCAUCAACAAUAUUUGGACAGAUCCUGUGCGGCGUCCGCUACCUGCACAGGUCGGGCAUCGUGCAUGGAGACCUGAAGCCGGAGAACAUACUCAUCGAUGUCAACGGGACCAUCAAAAUCUCUGAUUUUGGCCUCAGCUCCUACUUUACGGAAGGAGUAGACAUCAGAACCAACAGGGGCACAGACUAUUACCUUUCCCCAGAGCGCCUCCUGGAUCAGGCAUAUGACGGCCCCAAGGCUGACAUCUGGUGCCUGGGAGUCAUCCUCUACGAGAUGAUCAUGGGGUAUAAACCGUUCUAUUCCCACAGGAAGGAGAAACUGUUUAAGAAAAUCAAAACAGAAAAAAUUUGGACCCCACCGGAUAUUUCAAAUGAUGUAAAAGAACUGAUAAACCUAUUGCUCAGGAAAAAUCCACUGGAGAGACCGUCGUUAGAGAGCAUCAUGGAGCAUCGCUGGGUGGCCCGCGGUCAAGGCUGCACAGCAGUGCCCCCGCCGGUCAGCACCGGCCUCAACCCCAAGGUGGUGCGGCAGAUGCAGGAGAUGGGCUUCCGCCCGCGCAAGCUGUGCCUCUCGGUGAGGAAGCAGAAGUACGACAAGCUCAUGUGUCUCUACCUGCUCCUCCAAGAGCAGGAGGACCUCGCCGGGCCUGCUCAGCCUGCGGGGCCUGAGAGCCCAGCGACGCCGGCCGUGUCCACCUCGGCUGUCCCCGAGCCAGGGAGGAUCGGUGACCCUCCCGCUGACGCCCCCCUGACAACCGGCAGCCCGCCACCUCCUGUGGAAGCUGCUCUCCCUGCACUUAGCAGCGUGUCUGCUGGAGGACCAGAGCCAGAAAGCCACAAGGUGUCAAGAGACGCGUCCCAAGAGGGGCAUCAGCCCGGGACGAGCCAUCGCUGCCAGGGCCAAGCCACCAGGGUGCAGCGAAUGCGGAGGAGGGUCGCAGAUUCGCUGAGGAGGCUGGCGUCCUGCGUCCGGCUCCCAAAGACUCACAAGUGGUUUAAACACCGAGUUGUACCUGUGAAGGGGGAACAUGAAACACAGCCUUAA